Messenger RNA from Scedosporium apiospermum, 6585 nucleotides. RefSeq lists its product as uncharacterized. Gene Ontology annotation, molecular function: molecular adaptor activity. Lineage: Eukaryota; Fungi; Ascomycota; Sordariomycetes; Microascales; Microascaceae. Gene Ontology annotation, cellular component: CCR4-NOT core complex; P-body. The transcript is spliced from 4 exons. The record is from RefSeq and is a predicted model, not a curated record. The coding region runs from base 1 to 6585 and encodes 2194 amino acids. Gene Ontology annotation, biological process: nuclear-transcribed mRNA catabolic process, deadenylation-dependent decay.
AUGGUCCCACCACCCAGGACGGGAUCCUUCUCGCCGAAUCCUGUGCAGACACACCAGUCCGGACCUGGUCACCCUCCACACGCAUCCCAAUCGGCCAUCCUCAGUGCUGCUGCGAGCCCGAGCACAAGCAGCCCUACGGGGAGCAGCUCCCUGACCAAGAUUGCGAUCACCCAAGUCUCCUUGUUACUCAGCACUAUCAAGGACGAGAGUGAUCCAAAAUACGGCGCCCAGGUCACACAAUUGAGAAAACUUAUCGAUGACCACGGCAUGGAAGUUUAUUCUCGAUUCCUUACAAGGCUCGUGGCCGGAAAUGCUUCCCAGAUAUUCCCUGGCCUUAAUCGGCAGGUAACGAAUCAGGGCAACCAUCAGGUUUUGGUCGGCGAAGUGCGCAAGAUCAGCCAUGAUCCGGACCAAGCUAGCAAGAUUGCCGAGUCCAUCGAGUCCGGCACCGAGGAUAUCUUUCGGGACUUCGAUCUCUCCACCUUUAUGGAGCACUUUAAGCUUGAUGCUCUCGAGAAGACGCUUCUGGCUUCGGCUUUCAAGCUCGGGUCGCGUCCUGAUUUGAAGACUAAAGCGGACGCGAUUCUCUCCACCAAUUUCCCGACCUUCACCUAUAUCCUCUCGCGACCCGAUCUGCCUGAACAUUCCGAUCUCAGUCCUGCUUUCGUGGCCAAAAUCGUUGACCGAUUCGUCCAAUAUCCCCCGCCUAAUUUCUUGUCGUCUGCAAAGUCUGAGCUCACCUCCAAGGUGAAGGCGCGAUACUUCCAUCAGGACCAGCCACCACCAUCUGAAGUGUUGGCUGCCUUGGACCUUAUUCGGCUCCUCGCAGAUGGACCUUCGAAUGCCCUUGUACAUUAUAUUCAACGCACCGGUUCCGAUUUCACCAGAGACGAAGAGACUUGUGUUGGCUUCCUCCAAAAUCGCCCGGCGAAUGUCCAAUUAAGCGAGGAGCAGGUUUCGGCAGGUCUCAUGUACACCGUGAUCAGUCAGACCCCCAAAUUCAAGCCAUCCGUCUUGACCGCCGCUCUUCGCCGAGUGCUUCCCUCAAGCUUUAGAUGGUUCAGGGUUGUUUCGGGCUUCGACAAGGAUUCGGCGCGAAUCUCUCCGGAGCAGUUCCUGUCACUGUACAAGGCCCUCCUUCCCCUUGCCCAGGAUGAAGCCACGCAAUUCGAUAUCCAGACUCUCUGGGGCGGUAACUGGGAAAAUGCCGAGGCUCAACUGUCGUUCGUCUGCGCCUUCGCCUCUCUGACCCCAGACCAGUUGGAUGCCAGCACUAUACCCGGUCUCGUUCCUACCAUUUCUCUCGACUCAUACGCAGACUCCUCCGCCUCCGUCAAAGAGCGAGUAUCAAUUGCCGUGAAACACCCGCUGGUUUCUGUUGCCGCCCUCUCAGCAGUCUUCCACGUCGCGUUGCAUUCCGUUCAGGCAUCGCAAAGCAUCGAGGCCAAGCGGCUUUUCCAGGAUGUCGUGGUUCCUAACCUUGACAUCUUUGUUGUUUCGGCAUUUGGUGUUCCUAAACCCUGGCCCGGCAUGGCGGUCGAUACUCUUAAUUCGCUUUUCGAGAAUUUCCUAUACAAGCGAUCGCCCGAGUACGAAUUUGUCCUCGAGAGUCUCUGGAAGCGGGAUAAGGAUUGGGUCACGCAGAGGCUAGUUGACACUCAUGCCGCUAAACCGACAGAUCUUCCCCUCAUUUUCGAACACGCAGUGCGCCACGGUUGGCUGGAAGUCCUUUCCUCUCUCCCCAAUGGAUUCGGUCUGGACCUUGCUUCCUUCGCGCAUGCCGAGGGCUGCCUUGACUUCACGGACUGGGCUCGUCGCAAUGCUGAUCACAGUGCCGAGAUGGCUCCUUGUCUGAUGCAGUUCCUGAUGAUUAAAGCGACUCUUGAGAGCCAGUUUCAGCGACCAGAGACCCUCCCAGCGAUCAAAACCACCACAACUCUUCAAGUGCGAACGGUUUCAGCGCUUCUACAGAUCCUUGAGGACUUCAUGCCAAGGUCGCCAGUGCAGGAGUUGAUUAUCGUCCAACGACAAUGCAUUACGGCAUACCCACGCCUAAUCAACUACGGUGAGGGGUAUGACGACGUCAUUGAUGCCAACGGCAAGGACGGAAAUUCCCUCCCUCCGGCAGCCAAUAUCAAAAUGGAGGAGCAUUAUAAGAAGAUGUAUGGGAACGAAAUUGAAGUCCGUGAUAUUGUGGAGGUUCUCGAUCGCUACAAGCACUCUAGGGAUCCCCUCGAGCAGGACAUCUUCGCCUGCAUGAUUCAUGGCCUCUUCGACGAAUACACCCAUUACAUCGGAUAUCCUCUAGAGGCGCUGGCGACAACGGCAGUGCUCUUUGGUGGAAUUAUCUCCCACAAGCUGAUCUCAGACCUACCGUUGAAAGUUGGCCUGGGUAUGAUUCUGGAAUCGGUUAGAGACCAUAUGCCAGACGAAGCCAUGUAUAAAUUCGGUCUUCAAGCGCUCAUUCAACUUCUUCCACGUUUCCACGAAUGGCCUGGCUUCUGCAAGCAGCUCCUUCUGAUCCCGGCGCUCCAGGGCACGGACGCUUGGCUGCGGGCGGAAGAAGUGAUUCGAGAACAGGACGAUAUAUCCAGAACCCGCAGUGGACAAGGUGGCGGCGGAGGUGGCGGCGUCCAUCUUGCAGGCUACUCUGACGAGGUGAUGGCCAACGGUCUGCCCAAGGAUGGCCUUGGUUCUGAACAGCAAGCCCCACCAUUCACUGCUAUCUCAGUAGACCCGCCUCCAACCGACGUUGAGUUCGAGGAACCUAGUGGCGACGACCAGGGCAAAAUUCAAUUUGUUCUCAACAACAUCACCGAGACAACGUUGCAGUCGAUGUGCAAUGAGCUGCGUGAACUUCUCGAGCGUCGCCAUCAGCAAUGGUUUGCCAGCCAUCUUGUUGAGGAGCGCGCCAAGAUGCAACCUAAUUACCACCGAGUCUAUGUCGAACUUGUCAAUCUCCUCGAAGACAGGGCGCUCUGGGCAGAGGUCUUGCGCGAAACGUAUAGCAGCGUCUCACGCAUGCUGAAUGCUGAGAGCACCAUGCAGAACUCGACUGAGAGAACGCAUCUGAAGAACCUCGGUGGAUGGCUGGGUCUCCUUACUCUUGCAAGGAACAAGCCCAUCAAGCAUCGCAACAUUGCGUUCAAGAAACUCUUGCUGGAAGCCCACGAUACUAAGAGACUCGUUGUGGUCAUUCCUUUCGUCUGCAAGGUUCUUAUUCAAGGAUCACUUUCCACUGUCUUCCGACCCCCGAACCCGUGGCUUAUGGACAUCAUCCAUCUCCUCAUCGAACUUUAUCACCACGCCGAGCUCAAGCUUAAUCUGAAGUUUGAGAUCGAAGUACUUUGCAAAGGCUUGAACCUUGACCAUAAGAGUAUCGAACCAUCUGGCGAGAUCCUCAACCGGGCGAUUUUGGAAGAAAGCGCCGAGGCGGCUGCGCAAGAGACUCUUGAUGCGUUUGAUGGACUGACUCUGAACGGGAUUACCCCGGCCGUCGCUGGUGGACUUGGCUCGCAGGCUAUUACGCCAGUGAUUCCCGAUAUCGGCCCAAUGAUCAAUAUUCCACCCACCAACGAGAUGGUCGUCAAUGCGACAAGGCUGCACGAGAUUGUCCGUACUGCCCUUUCUCGUGCGCUUGCCGAAAUCAUCCAGCCCGUGGUCGACAGGUCGGUUACCAUUGCGGCCAUUUCAACCCAGCAGAUGAUCCACAAGGAUUUCGCUAUCGAGCCGGACGAGAAUCGCGUGCGCGCCUGCGCUAUUAACAUGGUUAAGGCUACCGCGGGAAGUCUUGCCCUGGUUACAUCCAAGGAGCCCCUGCGGGCUAACUUCACAAACUAUAUGAGGAACCUGUCUAACGACCUGCCGCAAGGUCUCCCUGAGGGCACCAUUAUGAUGUGUGUCAAUCUGAACCUUGAGCUUGGGUGCAGCAUUAUCGAGAAACAGGCUGAGGAAAGGGCUGUUCCUGAGAUUGAGGAGAUAAUCCAGGACGAGCUGGAAAGCCGGCGCCGACAUCGUGCCCAGAAGCCCAUGGAGCCGUACGCUGGUCCAUCUCUCAACCGCUGGGCGUCAGCACUCCCCGCCCCCUAUAGGUUGGUGGAGGGCAUGUCCGGUCUAACUCCGGAGCAGAUGGCGAUCUACGAGGACUUCGCCCGACACCCGCGCAGCAGCACCGCCAGCGCUCCAACCCACACCCCGUCCGCGGCUGAUGCGGCCACGCGGUCUCUUGCCAACGAGGUCCUGCAGGAUCAGUUCGGCGGCCUUCCCGGUAUCCCGGCCCCAUCCGAGACCCCAUCAGUCCAGCAGCACAUGGCUGCUCACGUGCAACCGUACGCGGCUGUUCAGGCCGCCAGUGCAACUAACGGCCGACCUCCCGCUACUCCAGUGGACUUAUCUCUUAUGGCGGGACGCUUCCUCAAGCUGUUGCUAGAGCUCCAGCGCGUUGCCACCGAAGCCAGGGAAAAGCAUUUCCACAGCCUACCCAGGCCGCAUCCUGUCCUAGAUCUCGUCGAUGCCCUCGUGCAGAUCAUCAUCAAGACUUCGCAAGGCUCGGAGGAGAUGGCCAUGUAUGCAGCUGAGCAAAUUAGCCAGCUGCUAUUCAGUCACAUUGAGGACAGCCUGACCCUAGAGAGCCUGGCACAUGUUCUGGAGACAUUGAGGAAAAUUUCCGGACCCGCGGUCAGCAGCCGUAUCCGGAUCCUCUUCCGUCAACAGCCUGGCCACUUCUUCCUUCAUCUGCCUUUGCUAAAUGCAUUGUCAGGAACCGAUCUCAUGGAUUGGAAGAAUAUCGAUACCGCAAUGUCGAAGGCGCUCCAGCAGAGAAAGGAAGGCUCGCUUGAGUUCCUUGAGACGCUCCUGGACCUUGCGCUUCUCAACGAUCGACCCCUCGCCCUGCAUGCCGACUUUGUCAGGACCUUGGAAGCUGCGUGGCCCUGGGUGCUCGAGGAUAGCAAUUCUCCUGUUGGCCAGCACGUCAAGGCCAAGCUCGUCGGCGGAGGCCUGGCACGACCGCCUGCGCCGCUUAACGCAGAAAGCCCCUUGGCCCAGCGUCAAGACCAGAUGGAAUACGUGUUUGAGGAGUGGAUCCAUCUCUGCAACAAUGCGAACGCAACCGAGAAGUCGAUGAUGGUCUUCCUCCAGCAGAUCCAAGCCAAAAACAUCAUCGGGGAUCGAGACGACUUCUUCCUCUUUAUCAGGUUAGCGAUUGAUGUUUCGAUCGAUAGGUUCGAGCAGCUUAUCCACACGGGUGGUGUUUCCGAAGCCUUCGUGCCCAUUGACUCUCUGGCACGACUUCUCGGUGUCUUUGUGCGAGCCCAUCCCGGCGUUACAGCAGCAUCGAAUGAGAACCGACCCGCGUACUUGGAAUCGAUCCUUGCUCUCGUCACUCUUGUGCUGCAUCAUCACCACAUGAAGCGGGGUGAGCAUUUCAACCAGCGCGCCUUUUUCCGCCUCUUGUCCAUGAUCCUUCACGAGAUUGAUAGCCUCGUCGACCAUGUGCCAGCCCCCGAGCGACUGGAGAUGGUGAUCAAAUUUGCCGUGGCGCUCAGAGAUUUGGGACCCCGAUUCGUGCCUGGUUUCACGUACGGGUGGAUGUCGUUGAUCCAGCACCGCAUCUUCCUACCGGCCAUCCUCGGAACGGAGAGCCAAGCUGGCUGGACGCCUCUGACUCUACUGAUCUGCGACAUGCUCGAUUACCUUGGUGACCAGCUCAAGGUACCCGAGCUGUCGACGUCAUCCAAGGAGGUGUACAGGUCAGUCCUCAAGUUCCUGGUUGUGUUGCAGCAUGACUACGCGGAUUACGUCUCGGCCAACUACAACCAGCUUUGCUGGGCCAUCCCCACGCAUUGCGCCCAACUCUUCGCGACGGUUCUAGCAACGACACCGCCCGCCCUGCAAAAGAUCCCGGAACCUCCGCAGCAAGGCCUCAAGGCAGCUGGACCUGACGAGCUCGCGGAUACCCCGGCUAUCGGUCGAGAAGUAGUUGAGAUCCUCCAACAGCGCGGAGUGUUGGACGUGCUCACCCAGGCGCUUCAGGACGGCCCAUCGGAGGGCGUGCUUGCGCAUAUCAUUCACUCGAUCGGGCGCAGUUCCGGCAAGGUGGCAACGAGCUUCGGGUUCGUGACCGUCUCUGUUGAUCUGCCCGCCCUCGAGGCCAUUCCCACGUACAUUGCAGGCUUCGCCGUGGAUCGAGCUAAGCAGAAGGGCGGACCGGUCUACGUGCCCGGAUCGUCGGACACAACAAUCCUUACUCUUCUCGUGCGCGAGCUGAACCCCGAGGGCCGCUACUACCUUAUUUCCUCCAUGGUCAACCAGUUGCGGUUCCCCAACGCACACACGCACUACUUUGGCCAGCUCCUCCUCGACAUUUUCGGACACGACCUCACGGAUGCAGAGGAGGACGAGGUUCGACAGCAGAUUACUCGAAUCCUCCUGGAGCGGCUGGUGGGUUUCUGGCCUCAGCCUUGGGGACUGAUGGUUACGGUAGUGGAGCUUCUCAAGAACGAGAAGUACAUGUUCUUUGAGCAACCUUUUAUCAAGUCGGCGCCCGAGGUGGCCGAUCGAUUCAUGGCUGUGUUGAGACAGUAA